Rosa chinensis is the source of this 3354-nucleotide messenger RNA. RefSeq lists its product as uncharacterized. The record is from RefSeq and is a predicted model, not a curated record. The transcript is spliced from 4 exons. Bases 1 to 3354 code for a protein of 1117 amino acids. Lineage: Eukaryota; Viridiplantae; Streptophyta; Magnoliopsida; Rosales; Rosaceae.
AUGGGUGAUAAGACUUGUGGAUAUUGGAUUAUGCAUUACAUGAGGGAUAUAGUGGAGGAUAAAAACCAAGAGUGGAGUGCUAAGAUGGAUAGGUCAUGGGUGCAUGCUGAUAGGAGAUCUCAUGAAUAUAAGUUAGGGGUGGCAGAGUUUUGUCAGUUUGCUUUGGGAAAUGCUAGAGACCCUAACCGUAUUUGUUGUCCUUGCACAAAGUGUGCAAAUGUGAAAGAUUUUUCUGCACAAGUGAUAAAGGAUCACUUGUUUGUAAAUGGGAUUGACACAGAUUAUGUGAAAUGGACAGAACAUGGGGAGGUUGUAGUGGAGUCGGGAUCAUAUAAGGAUAGUGAAAGUCUUGAAUCAGAGCCAAUUGAAUCUGACUCUGUACAGGGUAACAUGAGGGCAGAUUAUGAAGUAGAAUUAGAUAGUGAUGUGGAGUUGGAAGGUGAUGAGGAUGAGGAGCUUUCGAGUGAGUGUAAUGAAUUCAAGAAAUUUGUUGACGAUGCCAACAAACCCUUGUACCCUGGUUGCAAUAGGCACACCAAGAUGAAUGUGCUUGUGAGGCUUUACAACUUGAAAGCCAAGCAUGGGAUGAGUGAUUCGGCUUACUCGGACUGGUUGAUUGCCUUUGCUGAGUAUCUGCCGGAAGGAAACGAGAUACCUUCCUCUGUGUACGAAGCAAAGAAGAGUUUGAGUGCAUUAGGAAUGGAUUACACCAAAAUACAUGCAUGCCCUAAUGACUGUAUUCUGUACAGAAAACAAUAUGCCGAUGACACUAUUUGUCCUACAUGUGGUACAUCUAGGUGGAAAAAAUGCAAAAACAAGAAAGAAAGAGAGGGAGUCCCUGCAAAAGUGUUAUGGUAUUUCCCUCCUAUUCCUAGGUUCAAAAGAAUGUUUCAAUCAACUGAAACAUCAAAGGCCUUAACUUGGCAUGCCACCGAGAGAAACAAGGAUGGCUUAAUUCGCCAUCCUGCAGAUUCUGCGGCUUGGAAGUUGGUAGAUGAAAAAUGGGCAGAUUUUGGUAAUGAGCCACGAAACCUACGACUUGCAUUGUCAACGGAUGGGUUCAAUCCCUUUAGCUCCUUAAGCAGCAAGUAUAGUUGUUGGCCCGUUAUUUUGGUAACCUAUAAUCUACCUCCAUGGUUGGUAAUGAAGAGGAAACACAUGAUGCUUACCUUAUUGAUAUCGGGCCCUAAACAACCAGGAAACGACAUCGAUGUUUACCUUGAACCAUUAAUAGAUGACUUAAAGCUGCUAUGGGAAGGGGUGAAUGGAGUUUACGAUGCCAUCAAAAAUGAAACUUUUACUCUUAGGGCUCUACUAUUCUGGACAAUCAAUGAUUUUCCAGCGUAUGGUAACCUUUCAGGGAGUAUAGUGAAAGGCUACAAUGCAUGUCCGAUUUGCCUUGAUAAAACAAAACCUACAAGGCUAGUUCACGGGGGAAAGAUGGCCUACACCAUUCAUCGGCGAUUUUUAGGAAGACACCAUCCUUACCGAAAGCUAAGGGCUGCUUUCAAUAACCAGCCAGAACAUGUAGCAGCUCCAGUGCCAUUGACUGGAGAAGAAUUGUUGAGCAGGGUGGAGGCUGAAGUUCCACAUUGGCCGUUUGGAAAAAAAAAACCUGCUCCUGCUUAUAGGGGGGCUAAGGAUGAAACUAGGCCAUGUUGGAAGAAGAAGUCGAUAUUCUUUGAGCUUGAAUAUUGGAAGUAUCUCCCUGUUAGGCACUGCCUUGAUGUCAUGCACAUUGAAAAAAAUGUGUGUGAUAGUCUAAUAGGGACGUUGUUGAACAUUCCAGGAAAAACCAAAGACGGUUUGAAAACUCGUUUGGACUUGGCGGAAAUGGGUAUAAGAUGUGGAUUGCACCCAAAUGUAGAUGGUCCGAAAAAGAAGCGCUUGCCAUUGGCAAGCUGGAACCUAACAUUAGAUGAAAAAAGAUGUAUGUGUGGAUCAUUUCAUGGCAUGAAGGUUCCUGAAAACUACUCUUCAAACAUUUCAAACCUUGUUUCAAUGGAUGAUUUGAGGCUGAUUGGACUUAAAUCCCAUGAUUGUCAUGCGUUAAUGCAACAGCUGCUCCCAAUUGCUAUCCGAGGGGUGUUGGAAAAACCGGUCAGGGUUGCAGUAAUCAGGCUUGGCCUUUUUUUUAAUGAAAUUUGCAGCAAGACUAUAGAUGCUUCAAGGCUUCCCAAAAUCCAAAGUGAUCUGGUCGAAACUUUGUGUGAGCUUGAGAAGUACUUUCCGCCAUCUUUCUUUGACAUAAUGAUUCAUUUAACAGUCCACUUGGUUAGAGAAGUUGCGCUAUGUGGACCGGUUUGCUUCCGAUGGAUGUAUCCUUUCGAAAGAUAUAUGAAGGUCUGCAAGGGCUAUGUUAGGAAUAAAACGCAUCCGGAAGGGUGCAUUGCUGAGUGUUACAUAGCUGAAGAGGCGCUUGAGUUUUUAGGUGAACUUUUCUUUGAUGAUAGGACUGUUGGCAUCCCAAAAGAAAACAUCACAGCUGACAAGCCUACCUCUGGUGCAACUGUUGAGUCUGUUUAUGGCAAAGAAUUUCAGCAAGCUCAUCUCUGCGUGCUUCAAAACACUGAAGAAUUUAGAAGCUACUUUUUGGAACACACGAAACAGUUGAAGAGGGAGUUCCCCAAGUACAAAAAGAAUAAAAAGUGGUUGGUGGACAAACAAAACAUGACUUUUGCUCAGUGGGUGAAGGAGAGGGUUGAAUCAAAGGUUGCUGAACCAGGUUGUGAUGUCCCUGAGAUUGUGAGGUGGCUAGCAGAUCAACCAAGCCAUGAAGUCCCGAAGUUUAGUGGUUACCGAAUAGGGGGAGUGCAAUAUAACACUAAGGUGCGCGAUGAUCUUAGGUCAACACAAAGCAGUGGGGUUUAUUUGGUUGCUAAGACUCCUCAAGUAGCUAGUGCUAAGGAUAAAAACCCUAUUACUGAAGACAUGAGCUUCUAUGGGGUGAUUACCGAAAUAUGGGAGCUUGACUAUGGUCAUUUUAGGGUUCCUAUUUUUAAGUGUGAUUGGGUAGAGAAUGAGAAGGGUGUUAGAGAAGAUGAUCUUGGGUUCACUUUAGUUAAUUUAAAUAGGAAAGGUUAUCUAAAUGACUGUUUUGUUUUGGGAAAAAGUGUGGAGCAAAUAUUUUAUGUUGAAGACCCUGUAGAUCGUAGGUGGGCAGUUGUGGUGAGAGAUCCAAAAAGAGAUUACAUUGAUUCUGUUCAGGAGGAUGAUGUUGGGGACACCAUUCUUUCCCACCCCCCCAUCGCAACUACAAUGCCAGCUAUUCAGUCACAUGAUAACUCUCAAGAUGAGGAGCCAAUGGGUUAUAGGCGUGCAGGGAAUGAGGAUAUAGUAGUUGAGGGAGAGUAG